AUGGAGGCGGCGAAGGUGCGCGACCUCUACGAGCAGUUCAAGCGGCGCGAGCGGCGCGACUUCGACGACGCCGAGGACGCGCGGCGCUUCGCCAUCUUCCGGCGGAACCUGGCGACGAUCGACACGCUGAACGCGGCGAACCCGGCCGCGGUCUUCGGCAUCACGUCCUUCUGCGACCGCACGGACGAGGAGCGCCAGUCCGUCGCCUGGGUCUCGGCGUCGGACUGCGCGGCCUGCGACCGCUUCCCGCAUUUCGGGGACUACGACAUGGGCAACCUGCCGGACGACUUCGACUGGCGCGCGCUCGGCGCGGUCACGGCCGUCAAGAACCAGAAGUACUGCGGCUCCUGCUGGUCCUUCUCGUCGGCCGGCGACAUCGAGGGCACCAUGUUUUUGGCGGGGGACGAUUUGAUUUCCCUGAGCACGCAGCAGCUCGUGUCGUGCAACACGUACAACUACGGCUGCGACGGCGGCUGGCCCUUCGCCGCGAUGGAGUACGUGUCCCACUUCGGCGGUUUGGUGCCCAUGGACGACUACCCCUACAAGGGCAUCUGCAUGGACAACAUGUGCGGCGGGACCGAGAUCUUCACGGGCACGCCGACCUGCGACAAGGAGCUCCUCAACGGCCACCUCGCGGCCGGCGACGUCGCGGCCAUCGAGGGCUACCAGUUCGUCGCCAUGGGCGCGGAGUACGAGGACCUCAUGCACGUCGCCCUCGUGAAGAACGGGCCCCUGUCCCUGGCCUUCAACGCCAACGGCAUGGAGUUCUACGCGGGCGGCGUGGACCACCACUUCCCCUGCGACCCGACGGCCCUCGACCACGCCGUCUUGCUCGUGGGCUACGGCACGGAGACCUUCGACGUGCCCUACUGGCUCAUCAAGAACUCCUGGGACACCGAGUGGGGCGAGGGCGGCUACUACCGCCUCGUCCGCGGCGUCAACGCCUGCGGCGUCGCCAACAUGGUCGUCCACUCCGUCCACAAAAAGAACUAG
Molecule: messenger RNA, 993 nt
Organism: Aureococcus anophagefferens
Lineage: Eukaryota; Pelagophyceae; Pelagomonadales; Pelagomonadaceae
Exons: 4
Coding region: 1-993 (330 amino acids)
Cellular component (GO): lysosome
Molecular function (GO): cysteine-type endopeptidase activity
Source: RefSeq, a predicted model, not a curated record